UGGGAAUCAUCGGCGGCGCACGCGGAAGCUACAAGUGGCGACGCGCUCGUAGCACUCGUAGCCGCGAUCGUAGCACCGUAGCUGUUCUACUCUGCAAGUUUUCUUUAGUCCCGUCUUUGAAUCCAAUCACAAUGAAAACAGCAAACGUACAGAACGCCAGCACAGUAGUUAUGAUGGGCACUGUCGCUUUGCUUUUCGUCACAGCCUUUGCUGCACCAGUGGAAUCCGACGAUGAGCAAUCGGAGAACGCGAUAGUAGCGCGUCCGGAAGAACUGGACCUGUCAGGAUCCUGGGACGCCGUGGACACCGCCGCACUACGCAAGUUGCUGCUACAGCUCGAUGCUGAAAACAGGAUGGGGCGAGUGAGCCGGUCGUGGCCGCAAGCAGAGCCCCGCGGCUGGGGCCUGCGCCCGCUGGACGGGCGGCUGGCGCGGCAGUGGCGCGCUGACAAGAGGCAGGUCCGCUUUCGCCAGUGCUACUUCAACCCCAUCUCCUGCUUCCGCAAGUGAGAGACCCGCCGACGACACGACCCGCUUCCAUAGUUGUGAAAUCACUAACGCUAGUCAAUUCUAGCUCUGUACAUUCAUGACUAUGGAAAUUCAUUUACUUAAUUUUAUUUCUCGCUAAUAUUUCCUCAAAGGGAAGAUAUAGUUUAGAUAUGAAAUGUAAAUAAAGUGUUAGAAACUUAUAGUUAUACUUAGAUUCUUGUGACUUCUUAUAUUGUUCUAGUCAAUAAACUAAGAAAAUUAUUUAAAUUAUUAUGAUAUUUUCUUGUCAUUCGUUUUUAUUAAUUUAAUAUGUAAUUAAUCAUAACAUUAUGUCUAUAUGCAUAGAAGGCGAUAUUCAAAAAUAAUCAAAUCUUAUUUGAGAAGAAGAAUAAUUUAUACACGCCAGAAGAUACAUAUUUACAAGUCCUUCUCUAAAUUCAACAGCUAUUAUUUAAAAAAUAUUAUUAUUAUGAAAUAUUUCUUCUUUAUUUAUUUGAAAUUCAUCUUCAACUUUAUCAUAUCGUAAUUUAUUUCAUGUUCAUUAUUCAAUAAUUCAAUAAUCAGUUCAUUAUUCAAAUAAAAUAUAUUUUAUUAAUUAAAGAAAAUGGAGAGUCAUAACUAUGUAUGUGUAGGUAAAUGUUGAAAUCUAUCUAAACUAGUCCAUGAAUUAAAAUGUUUGUGUA
This is a messenger RNA of Plodia interpunctella (Indianmeal moth), 1171 nucleotides long. RefSeq names its product Allatostatin C (gene AST-C). Bases 132 to 509 code for a protein of 125 amino acids. The transcript has 4 exons. The record is from RefSeq and is a predicted model, not a curated record. NCBI's taxonomy places the organism in Eukaryota, Metazoa, Arthropoda, Insecta, Lepidoptera, Pyralidae.